Messenger RNA from Oncorhynchus nerka (sockeye salmon), 3050 nucleotides. RefSeq names its product protein RUFY3. Bases 254 to 1990 code for a protein of 578 amino acids. The record is from RefSeq and is a predicted model, not a curated record. NCBI's taxonomy places the organism in Eukaryota, Metazoa, Chordata, Actinopteri, Salmoniformes, Salmonidae. The transcript is spliced from 15 exons. Gene Ontology annotation, cellular component: cytoplasm. Gene Ontology annotation, biological process: regulation of axonogenesis.
GUCAUGUUUUGUGUACGUCAUAGCCUGCACUGCGAUUCUUUGAAGUUCAUUAGAAACGGGUUUUGUGGAGACUGGACUGCAGAAUUAUACAGAGAAACAGCAGGUUGCAGAAAAAUAAAUGAUCUAUUAAAUCUUUCGUGUAAGAAAGAAGUGAACGAACGAAGUGUAUAUCCGUCAUGCGCUAGUAGUUUGAUACAAUAUUGCUUUUGCACUGCUUUAUUUUGAAAACGAGUCAUAUGAGUUUGAAGUGAAGAUGGCCGAUGGGAGGCUGAUAUCAUCGUACCCUUUUCAGGAUCCACAACUUUCACAAAGUUUGGACGCCACGGGGGACUCUGACAGAGUACAUAUUCAAGCUAAAAACGGACAUGUUGCUGGCACCCCGGAUGAGUCUUUCUCUCCGACGUCGGUCAUUUAUUUUAAAGAGGCGCUCAGUUCGGCCAACAUCCGAUUUGCAAAGACUGGACUGUCAUCUCCCACUCCUGUUCAAUAUGAGUUCAAUAUCGAAAGAAUGUCCAACAAAACGAAAAAUCCGAAGGACCCUAUAGCCAUCGAGCGGUUGAACCUGAUGAACAUGGCUAAGCUGAGCAUCAAGGGUCUGAUUGAGUCGGCCCUGAACCUGGGCAGGACCCUGGACUCUGACUACGCUCCGUUACAGCAGUUCUUCGUGGUCAUGGAGCACUGCCUCAAACACGGACUCAAAACCAAGAAGACGUUCCUGGGGCAGAACAAGUCUUUCUGGGGGGCCCUGGAGCUGGUGGAGAAACUCACCCCUGAGGCUGGAGAGAUCACCGCCAGCGUCAAGGACCUGCCAGGACUCAAAACCCCAUUAGGAAGAGGGCGGGCCUGGCUGCGAUUGGCCCUGAUGCAGAAGAAGCUGUCAGAUUACAUGAAGACCAUCAUCAACAGAAAGGACCUGCUCAGUGAGUUCUACGAGUCCAACGCUCUCAUGAUGGAGGAGGAAGGAGCCGUGAUCGCCGGACUGCUGGUUGGGUUGAACGUCAUCGAUGCUAAUCUCUGUAUGAAGGGAGAAGACCUCGACUUACAGGUCGGGGUGAUAGAUUUCUCCAUGUAUCUUAAGGAUGGUCAAAGCAGCAAGACGGCAGAAGGGGAUGGCCAGAUCACAGCCAUCCUGGACCAGAAGAACUACGUUGAGGAGCUAAACAGACACCUGAGUGCUUCAGUCAACAACCUGCAGGCCAAAGUAGACGCUAUGGAGAAGUCCAACACCAAGCUCACUGAAGAGCUUGCAGUAGCCAACAACAGGAUCAUCACCCUACAAGAGGAUGUAGAACGGGUCAAGGAGGAGAGCUCCAACCAGUCCAGUCGCAAGGCAUCGCAGGCAGGGGACAGCUUGGCAGACGGUCAGGUGCUGGGGGAGGCACGCAAACAGCUCAAGGAGGAAACACAGCUACGAUUGGAUGUAGAGAAGGAGUUGGAGGUUCAGAUUGGUAUGAAGCAGGAGAUGGAGCUGUCUAUGAAGAUGUUAGAGACGGAUAUGUGUGAGAAACAGGAUGCUCUGGUUGAGCUACGACAACAGCUAGAAGACCUCAGGUCCCUCAACCAGCAGCUAGCGCAGAAGUCCCAGAACUUGGAGGCGGGCGCCAAGCAGAAGAGUGAGGUCAUCAGUCGCCUGGAGGAGAAGACUAAUCAGAUGGCUGGAACUAUAAAACAGCUGGAGAGCAGAUCCCGUCAGGCGGAGACAGAGAGGGACCAGGCAGGGGAGGAUAAUAGAAUGUUCAAACAGGAGUUUGGAGAGAAGAUAGACGCUCUACAGCUGGAGGUGGAACAUCUCAGGAAACACAGGUCAUGUUUGGAGCUGGAGCUGAGGAGAGGGAGGGGUAGUGGUGGAGGUAGCCAGUAUAUAGAGCCUGUGUCUGGGGAGAAGAUGACCUCGGCCCCCCCAGAGAGACCUGAAACACCUGGAAGACAUCCGGAAGGAACUGGAGGCAGUGAAGAAGGAGAAUCAUCCACUAUGUGCUGUGGUAGAUGACUCGAGCGGUCCAGGGUCCAACAUGUCAAUGUCACAAGAUGAGGAUGAGCAGGAGGAGUAUUGUCUUGAGAUCAGCCCUCAAACUGAAGGGUUUCACUGACCAUGAUGUCUGUCUUCCUCUGACCAUGAUGUCUGUCUUCCUCUGACAUAAUGACUUCUUCAAACUGAAGGGUUUCACUGACCAUGUCUCAAUCUAGUUGACAUGAUCCUCCCCCUGAGCUCCUCUAAUGUCUCAUCUGGUUACUGAAAAUAAACUCUGCCUUAAAACAGAAAGAUUUAACUCCCAUUCUAUAGAGCCAGGGUGUUCUAUGACAGCUGUCUGGCCAAUGGGCUGCCCCUCCCCUCCGUCAACAUAUCUGUGACUCCUGCCACCGCAGCAGUACACACCCAGCCCUGCCUGAGAGAGACACCCAGCCCUGCCUGAGAGAGACACCCAGCCCUGCCUGAGAGAGACACCCAGCCCUGCCUGAGAGAGACACCCAGCCCUGCCUGAGAGAGACACCCAGCCCUGCCUGAGAGAGACACCCAAAGGGUAUAUUUUUAUACGGCGUCCCGGCAAAAGAAAUACCAGUAAUCCAUCAAUCUUUUUUUUAUUUUUAUAAUUAAAAAAUGUAGGCUAUAACAGCAUUAUUUCUCAUUACCACAUCAGAGGAGAAAAAAUGGCUUUAGAAACGGGUGACAUAGUCUACUUGAAAGCAUGUGAUAUAGCCUACUUGGAAACGGGUGAUAUAGCCUACUUGGAAAUGGGUGAUAUAGUCUACUUGGAAAUGGGUGAUAUAGCCUACUUGGAAAUGGGUGAAAGAGUCUACUUGGAAACGGGUGAUAUAGCCUACUUGGAAAUGGGUGAUAUAGCCUACUUGAAAGCAUGUGAUAUAGCCUACUUGGAAACGGGUGAUAUAGCCUACUUGGAAACGGGUGAUAUAGCCUACUUGGAAAUGGGUGAUAUAGCCUACUUGAAAGCAUGUGGCCUCGUAAAGGGUCCUUUUGAAGUAAUUAUUUGGUGAAAACAUCAUGACUGGUUAUGUUUAUGCCACAAUAAAAGUUAAAUGACAAAUCUUUA